AUGAGCACACUCUCGAGUUUUCGGUCCAGCGCCGAUCUGGGAUUUGGCUCCAACAUCGACGAAGGGAGAUGGGUUGCUUACAUUCGUCGAACCCUAGAGGAAGAACUUGAGGAAGACACGCAAAUCCCAGUUAGUAUCUUCAGUGUUCCAAAAACCCUAUUGCUGAGUGCUCCAGAUUCUUACAUCCCACAAGAAGUUGCCCUUGGCCCUUAUCAUUGCUUCCGUUCCGAGCUUUACGACAUGGAGAAAUACAAAAUUGCUGCUACACAAAGAUAUCAGAGAGAAAUCCCAAACAAAAAUCUCCAAUACCUUGUUGAUCAAUACCUGAAAUUCCAGCUCAAGAUUCGAGCUUACUACCACAAGCCGUUAAACUUUAGUGGCGAAACUUUAGCAUGGAUGAUGGUGGUCGAUGCAUCUUUCUUGUUCGAGUUUCUUCAAGUCUGUGCUGUCGGAAAAGGCAAGGUACCAACUAAUGUUCCAUCAAGAAUGUCACAUUUGGUUGAAUUAGCCGCAAAUAAGGCAGCAAACAACGCCAUAUUUAGAGAUCUUAUAAUGCUCGAGAACCAAAUUCCAUUGUUUGUGUUGAGGGAAUUGUUAGAAUUUCAGUUCUCAUCAUUAGAGUUGGCAGAUGACUGGCUACUUUCCAUGUUAAUUGGACUCAGCAAAGAUCUUUCUCCAUUCAAGAUGGUGGAAGAAUUCCCCAAAUUACAGCUCAUGGAAUGUGCUCAUUUACUCGAUUUUGCAUACCGUGUUAUCGUGCCAAAUUUGGAGGAACAAUCUCUUGAUCCUCAUAUAGCUGAACUUGAGGACGAUGGUGAAUCAAAGGAAGGCGAGAAGGAUUGGAGGAACAAUCUCUUGAUCAUCAUAUAG
This is a messenger RNA of Fraxinus pennsylvanica, 870 nucleotides long. The record is from the annotation of a GenBank genome assembly. NCBI's taxonomy places the organism in Eukaryota, Viridiplantae, Streptophyta, Magnoliopsida, Lamiales, Oleaceae.